This is a messenger RNA of Peronospora matthiolae, 1149 nucleotides long. NCBI's taxonomy places the organism in Eukaryota, Oomycota, Peronosporomycetes, Peronosporales, Peronosporaceae. The record is from the annotation of a GenBank genome assembly.
AUGUCGUCCAACAACACCUCGGCCAGUGUCUCCAUCGAUAAGUUCGAUGGGGACAACUACUCAACCUGGUGUCGCUACAUGCGCGGCGUGUUUCUGACGAAGUCAGUCUGGUACGUCGUGAACCGCGAAACGUCUCCAACCUUCACCGACACGCGAGCUUCCGACGAGUACGUCAAGGCGAGCAACAUCGCGUUCGGGUUGAUGUUGCUCCACAUGGACGCCGACUACCACCAUGUGGUCGACAACUGUGAAGAAGCAUGGACAGCGUGGUCGCGGUUGAAGAUGCUCUAUGGUGGGUCGCAGAAGGCGGGACGCAUCUACCUCAAGCGCCAGCUGUUCAGCAUCAAGAUGGCGGAAGGUGCCAACGUCUUGCACCAUUGCAACGAAGUCUUGAACAUCGGCGCCAAGCUCAGCAGUAUCGGCGCCAAGAUGGAGGAUGAGGACAUGGAGAUCUGCUUGUUGUGCAGUCUCCCCAAGAGCUAUGAGAACGUUGCUCUCAACUUGGAGACGAGCAGCGCAGAACUGCGGUCGCAAGACGUCGUGAGAGUGCUUACGAAUGAGCACAUCAAGAGACAACGAAACACGACGACAUUGGUGAAGACUGAAGAAGCAACCAAGGCCUUCAGCACCGAGCGUGAAUUCCGUCAAUGUACUUUCUGCGGAAAAUUGGGGCACGUGGUGAUAAAGUGCUGGACCAAACAGAGGGAAGACGACCGAGGAGAUCGACGCAGCGGCAACAAGGGCCGUGCCAUUGGGCUCGUGGACGCGGAGCAAAUCAAGUCCAAUGGCACGGCUACAACGGCAACGGCAACAACUAAGACCAUGAUCGAGUGGCGUUUGCUGUUUCGCUGGAAUGCGAGCUUUCGACAGCCAAGACCAUGGUGGAAAUGUGGGCGAUUUACAGCAGCAACGCACCACAUCUUCAAUGAAAAGUCCAAGUUUGAAGUUCUGGACGAGCGCAAUGAAGGUGAUGUGCUGGUUGCAGACGGAAACAAGGCUGCGAUCAAUAGAGUUGGGACUAUCGUCGAAAAGGUGGUCCUACCAAACGGUGAAGAGCGCGAAGUUGAAAUCGAGGAUGCACUUAAUGUCUCAAGCAUGAACAAGAACCUACUGUCGAUACCCCAGAUUAACAAAAGCGGCAAGUUCUGA